This is a messenger RNA of Monodelphis domestica (gray short-tailed opossum), 861 nucleotides long. RefSeq names its product mitochondrial pyruvate carrier 1 (gene MPC1). Gene Ontology annotation, biological process: pyruvate import into mitochondria. The record is from RefSeq and is a predicted model, not a curated record. NCBI's taxonomy places the organism in Eukaryota, Metazoa, Chordata, Mammalia, Didelphimorphia, Didelphidae. Gene Ontology annotation, cellular component: mitochondrial inner membrane.
AUGGCAGGGGCUCUGGUGCGGAAAGCGGCCGACUAUGUCCGGAGCAAGGAUUUCCGGGACUAUUUGAUGAGCACACACUUUUGGGGACCAGUAGCCAACUGGGGGCUCCCAAUUGCAGCCUUCAAUGAUAUGAAGAAAUCUCCAGAAAUCAUUAGUGGAAGAAUGACAUUUGCCCUUUGUUGUUACUCUCUGGCAUUCAUGAGAUUCGCCUACAAGGUGCAGCCUCGGAACUGGCUCCUCUUUGCCUGCCAUGCAACAAAUGAAGUGGCCCAGAUCAUCCAGGGAGGAAGACUAGUCAAACACAACUUGAGUAAAAAAACCUCCGCAUAAUAGUGGGAGGUGGGGUUGUACCCCACUGCAGAGACAGCAUUUCCAGCUACAGCUGCUAAGACACAGAUUCCAUCACUCAUGAUCUUGCUAAGGAAAGGAAGAUAACACACAGCAUCUUUUCAUUAGCCAGACUUUUUUCUUUAGAAAAAGCUGAGAGUACUUAGGAUAACUCUUUGCUGCCUUACAAAUACUAAACCCAUUUUCUCCUUUCUCUUUUUAAAGAGUAGCUCAAAUUAUGCAACUAAUUUAAUGAUCUCAACGAUGGUUUUAAUCUGAAAUAAUAUGUAUAUUAGCUCUUGAUCAUGGGAUUUAUCUUAUGAAAAAUGGAAGAGAACAAAGCUUGUAACUUUUAGCACUUAUGUACACAGAAAAUUUGGUUUGUUCUAUUGUAGUCAACCAGUGGUAGCUGGCUGCACACAAAAAUCUUAUUUCCAGUGAAGUAAUUAUUUGAACCAGUUAUCUGUGUACUUCCAUGCAGUAUGUAUGAUCAAAUGCUGUAACUUAAUUGCAAUAAAUCGUUGAAAUAGUAAA